Hydatigera taeniaeformis is the source of this 1542-nucleotide messenger RNA. NCBI's taxonomy places the organism in Eukaryota, Metazoa, Platyhelminthes, Cestoda, Cyclophyllidea, Taeniidae. The record is from the annotation of a GenBank genome assembly.
AUGGCACAACUAGGAACGCUGUGCUUGAUACUCACCAUUGUCAGUGUUAGGGGCAAUGCCGAACUGCCCGAGGUGCACCUUGAUAGCGAGGCCAAUUUCGUUGAUCCACAAGGACGCAUUAUUCUCUUUCAUGGCUUCAACUCUGUCUACAAGGAACCACCGUACUACAAUGCGAUAGACGUCAGUGACUCUCGCCUUCGCUUCUACCAACAGUGGGGCUUUAAUGUUGUUCGUUUGGGUGUACUCUGGCAUCCAGCCUUCCCACUCGGUCCAGCCAUGCCCAAUGACACCUAUCUAAGAGCGAUUGAAUGGCAAGUGGAGAGGUUUGCCAGUGCAGGAAUCUACGUCAUUUUGGACAUGCAUCAGGACUCCUUGUCAACUAUGUUUGGUUCUUACGACGCGAUCCCACUGUGGUUGCUGCAAGCCUUCCCCAAACCGCCUCGCAUAUUUAAAUACCCCUGGCCAAUGUGUAAAACUCCGUCUGGCGAUUGGGAGGGCUACACCACCUUCGCUUGCCAAAUGGCCUUUCAGCAUCUCUACAACAACGAGACAAAUGCUUGGCAGCAUUGGGGAGACUUUUGGGUGGAGGUGGCCCGUCGGUUUCACAACCGAUCCAAUGUUUUGGGCUAUGAGUUGAUGAACGAACCGUUUGCGGGUAACAUCUACACAAACCCUCUUCGAGCCAUUCCAGGCUAUGCUGGCAGGCACAAUCUGGCUCCGGUCUAUGACUAUCUGGCGCGCCGCAUUCGCAGCGUGGAUGGAAAGAAGUUGAUCUUCUUUGAGGGUGUCACGUGGAGCGUGUACGCAGCGUCCAGCCUUGCUGGCUUAGGUGGACCCGGCUUUGAACACGUACCCGGAGGCAGCAUCGAUCCGCAGGAAUUUCGGAGAAGUGUCUUCUCCUAUCACUACUACUGUCCGUUGAUCGAGUUCGCCAACAUGAGUCGCAGCUUCGCUUCCCCUCUCCGCAUACUUUGUGACGAUAUCAUUAUGCCCAGAAUGUUCGCGUCGGUGAAGGCAACUGCUAGGCAAUUGAAAUGCGCACGAUUUUUGACGGAGUUUGGGACGUGCAAACCCGACGGAAACCCCCAUUCCAUCAACACAAUCGAGUGCAAUGCUGUCAUGAAUGGAGCGGAUGCACAGCUGCAGUCAUGGACUUACUGGAAUGCAGGGUUUUUCGAUGAGAAGGAGAUGCCUAUCGAAGACAAGGUAAAGCCAUUCGCGCGAGUGUAUCCGAUGCUGACUGGUGGCGCACCAAUAGCUUUGCACUUCGACGUAACUAGUGCCUCGGCGUUCUACGCCUUCGCCGCCACUGACUUGACUAUGCACCUGGCCAGAAGCGGGCAGCCCAUCGGCAACGUAUUUAUUCCUAUCGAUGUGCAUUACCAACACGGAUUCAACUUCGAAAUUAAUGUUUCUUCAGUUUGGUACAAUGCUUCACCUCACAAUAGCAAUCAAUUCUAUUUGUACGCGUCACCCGAUGCACUCAGUGAGGGCACCAUCAUCGGGCUAAACAUUCACGCCUCAAACAACACAACAUGCUAA